UGUCGGAGUGGCAGCACUCCAGGGCCGAACCCCGGGGGCCGAUGGAGCUGGGCAUCCUUUUCUAGUGUUUUAAUGCGGAUUCGACUCAGGACUCAGGCAGAGAGGUCUUGGAGCGUUCGCGAUUGACCUUCGCACCUUGGACGUGCAAAUGGCCAGUGGGAGAGUUGAUGACUCGCCUGAGGCCAAGCAGGUGGACCAGGGAGGAGACCAGAGCCCACGUCUUGGCGCUGAGGCCAGCUACCAACCGCAGCUCUGAGGGGCAGUCCUGGUGUAAUGUUCAAGCCCAGAAAUGCCUUAUGUGGAUCGUCAGAAUCGCAUUUGUGGUUUUCUAGAUAUUGAAGAAAAUGAAAACAGUGGGAAGUUUCUUCGACGGUACUUCAUACUGGAUACCAGAGAAGAUAGUUUUGUGUGGUACAUGGAUAAUCCACAGAACCUACCUUCUGGAUCAUCACGUGUUGGAGCUAUUAAACUUACCUACAUUUCAAAGGUUAGCGAUGCAACUAAGCUAAGGCCAAAAGCUGAGUUCUGUUUUGUUAUGAAUGCAGGAAUGAGGAAAUAUUUCCUACAAGCCAAUGAUCAGCAAGACCUAGUAGAAUGGGUAAAUGUCUUGAACAAAGCUAUAAAAAUUACAGUACCAAAGCAGUCAGAUUCACAGCCUAAUUCUGAUAACCCAAAUCGCCAAGGUGAAUGUGGGAAGAAACAAGUGUCUUACAGAACUGAUAUUGUUGGCGGUGUACCCAUAAUUACUCCAACUCAGAAAGAAGAAAUAAAUGAAUGUGGUGAAAGUACUGACAAAAAUAAUUUGAAACGGUCACAUAGCCAUCUUCCUUACUUUACUCCUAAACCACCUCCAGACAGUGCAGUUAUCAAAGCUGGAUACUGUGUAAAACAAGGAGCAGUGAUGAAAAACUGGAAAAGAAGAUAUUUUCAGUUGGAUGAAAACACAAUUGGCUACUUCAAAUCGGAACUGGAAAAGGAACCUCUACGUGUAAUACCACUCAAAGAAGUUCAUAAAGUCCAGGAAUGUAAGCAAAGUGACAUAAUGAUGAGGGACAACCUGUUUGAAAUUGUAACAACAUCUCGAACUUUCUAUGUGCAGGCUGAUAGCCCUGAAGAGAUGCACAGUUGGAUUAAAGCGGUCUCUGGCGCCAUUGUAGCACAGCGGGGACCUGGCAGAUCAGCAUCUUCUGAGCAUUCCACCUGUCCUUCAGAAUCCAAACACACUCUCCGUUCUGCCAGCGCAGCAGCAGCCACCUCACAUUCCACAGCCUCUCGCAGCAACUCUCUGGUCUCAAGCUUUACCAUGGAGAAGCGAGGAUUUUACGAAUCUCUUACCAAGGUCAAGCCAGGUAACUUCAAGGUCCAGACUGUCUCUCCAAGAGAACCAGCUUCCAAAGUGACUGAACAAGCUAUAGUAAAACCUCAAAAUGGCCCUCAGGAAAAAGAUCAUGACCCAGUGGACUUGGAUGAUGCAAGCCUUCCAGUCAGUGAUGUAUAAGCUGGAAGCAUGUGGGGGCCUGAUUGCCCCUUCUAUCCUUCGGUGUCCUUUCAUGGGCUUCUAGCCAAAGAUGAUAAAGGUUGAAGUAGUUUUUAAUAUAUAUUAUACUGCCUCUUAGAUGUACUCUUAAGCUGGUAAACCAAGAGUCUAGGAAGCAGCCAAACUCAAUGUAAUUUCUUUAAGAGAAAAAAUCUUAAUUGUCUCAGUAUCAACUGUCUCAAGAUUUGCGUAUCCUCAUUUGGGUGAUAAAAAUGUGUGUGUGAUACUUUUUUAUUCCUAGCGACUUUGACAGUUUAAAUAUUUAGCAAUUUAAAACAUUUAAAAUGCUUAAUAAUUUUGGUUCUUUAAAAAGUACUGCAAUGACUUCCCAUUAAAUGUUCAGUAUUUACACAUUCUUAUUCAUUAAUAUUACAAAGUGAAACAUUGCCAGACUAAGAUUCCUAAACUCAUGAUGUCUGUGGUGCUGCAACAUUUUUACUGCAAGGUGGGCUAUUUUGAAAUCAUAACCACUUUUGAUGCCCAUAAUUUUGAGGUGAGUGGUAAAUUUUGCAUAGAAGCUGUAACUAGAUCUUUGGUAAGGAUGGUGGGUUGUCCUGGAUUAGAAAUAAGAAAAAAAUGAGAAUUCAAACAACUAUUUUGAGAUGUUUGGUUGAGAAGGUCUAGGACUUGCACUGGUCAGUGCUUCAUUCAGUGAAACUUACAUAGUUAGAAAUUGUUGGGAGAUCUAAUUUUAUCAAAGUUUUGUAAAUAGUUAUUAUUCCUAUAUUUGGCUCAGUGAAAGACCUCAAGUUUAUAUGUAAAGACAUAACUGCCCUUUAGUCAUGAAAUUGUUGUGGCCUCUACUUUUUGUCACUGAUAGCCUGUAUUCAAGUGCCUGUGUUUUUUUCAUCUUGUUUAGGAAUGUUUUGAGAUUAAUAUGCUCAAAAAUCCUUCGUGAUUGGCUUUAAAUAUUGGAAUAAAGUUAAUUUUUCAGUAGCAUAAUUUAAUGUGUUAAAUGAGAUAGCAUUUUAUGUUAGAGAUACCAAAAUUCUGGUAUUUUUCUACAUGUGCAAUAUAUAUGUUUCAAAAAACAAAUUUGAGUAUACAUUUAAUCAUGGGGAUAUCAUGGAUAUAACCACCUACAUAAAAAAAUCCUUAUUUUUGGUUGUAGAAUGAUAAACCAGUUUGAGUAAGUACCAUUUUGCAGUUCAGUCCUUAACAUUUGCUUUAAGAAAAAUAGUCUUGAAUUUCACAUGCUGCUAUUUUAUGAUAUUUUACUAUUUUACAGUGCUAUUUUUUAAUACAUAUUGCUGUGUCUUUUCAUUUUCUAAGCUGACUUAUCUGUGAGAGAAGAGAGGAACUUCCUACUCCAGAAGUAGAGUCCAGAAAUUAAGAUAUAUCAUACUCGAAUUAUUCAGUUUUAGUUUAAAAAUCCAUAUGUAUAAGAAUACACCAACAACUUUUAUUCAUAAGCUAAUAUUUUUUAAACUUAUGCAACUACAUUUGAAAAUGUUAGAAUGAGCCAGGCAUUGUGGCACAU
Molecule: messenger RNA, 3017 nt
Organism: Fukomys damarensis (Damara mole-rat)
Lineage: Eukaryota; Metazoa; Chordata; Mammalia; Rodentia; Bathyergidae
Gene: Plekha1
Product: pleckstrin homology domain containing A1
Exons: 12
Coding region: 290-1498 (402 amino acids)
Cellular component (GO): membrane; cytoplasm
Molecular function (GO): PDZ domain binding
Source: RefSeq, a predicted model, not a curated record